Tripterygium wilfordii is the source of this 2190-nucleotide messenger RNA. RefSeq names its product receptor-like cytosolic serine/threonine-protein kinase RBK2. The transcript is spliced from 9 exons. NCBI's taxonomy places the organism in Eukaryota, Viridiplantae, Streptophyta, Magnoliopsida, Celastrales, Celastraceae. Gene Ontology annotation, biological process: protein phosphorylation. Gene Ontology annotation, molecular function: protein kinase activity; ATP binding. The record is from RefSeq and is a predicted model, not a curated record. Bases 458 to 1915 code for a protein of 485 amino acids.
UAAAAUCCAAAAACGAUGUACGAAAGCAACGGUCCUCCAUAAACGUUCGCCAACCCUCUCUCUAUAUUUGUGUGUGUUAAAGUCAGGGAGCAGAACUAGCAGCGGAGCUUUUACCAUCUGUCAGCAAUGCAGCAGAGCAGACCAACGAUUCCCACGGAGACUCAUGUGAGAAAGAAAGAUAAAGUUAGAGAGAGAGGGGAGUAGGUGAGAGAGAGCGAAUGGUAAUGUAACCUUUUCCAUUUAUAGAUGUCAGGAUUACCUUUUUUCAGUUUUUUUCCCAAUUACUAACAAAUUAAAAUGGCUGAAAAAUUCUUGGUGAAAUAAUGUACAGAAACGCAAACUGGGCUUUUCUUUUUUUUUUCCUUCUUUGAUGUUGUUUGGGGUAGCAACCGAAACCAAGUAAGCGUACUGAUUUGUCCACACACAUUGUGUUCUUCUUCUAUUGUGAAGAGUAUUCAUGGCCACUGAUAAGGAUUCUUCUACUCUAUGCUUGUUGUCCAGGGAGAAUUUGAAAGACUUGGACAUAUCUCAAAAAAACCAGCAGGAAGAGGUAAAUGCAACCAAAUAUAAGAGACGAGGGUCCAUGCCUUCAUCUGCAUCAGCCCAUGACCUGAGAAGUGCAGAAAUGGAAAAGGAUAGCCAAGAUGGCUCAUCUCCUAGGGGAGUUUUAGAAGCCUAUUUAAAAGGUAUGGAAUCUGAAACAGGUUUUCUCCAGAAUGACACAACCACAACAGAUGUUCAUUGCUCAAACUCAAGGGCAAUGUCUAACUGGAGCAGAUUCUUCAAAAUAUGGAAAAGAAGAUCGACAAAGAACUUACCUUCCUUUCCUCCUCUAGCUGUGCCAAAGUUGUCCAAAAGAAAGAGUAGAAGCACAAAAGAGAAUCCUGUGCUUAGAGAUAUAUACAACUUCAAGUCUACAUUGCAGAACUUCACCCUUUCUGAACUCAAAACUGCAACCAACAAUUUUAGCCCUGAAAACAUAAUUGGAAAAGGUGGUUACGCGGAGGUUUACAAGGGAUGUUUACAAAAUGGCAAGUUCAUAGCAAUAAAAUGCCUCACAAAAGGAACACCUGAUGAGAGGACAGCUGGAUUUCUAUCUGAGCUUGGCAUUAUUGCUCAUGUUGACCAUCCUAAUACUGCUAAGUUGAUUGGUGUCGGCAUUGAGGGAGGAAUGCACCUUAUUUUUGAGCUUUCCCCCCUAGGAAGUUUAGGAUCCCUUCUGCACGGAUCAAAUGCUAAAAUAGAUUGGAGCAAAAGAUAUAAAAUUGCGUUGGGGACAGCAGAUGGCCUGCUAUAUCUCCAUGAAACUUGCCAAAAGCGAAUCAUACAUAGAGAUAUCAAGGCUGACAAUGUUCUUCUUACAGAAGAUUAUGAGGCUCAGAUUUGCGAUUUUGGGCUUGCAAAGUGGCUACCCAAAGAAUGUACGCACCAUAAUGUAUCGAAGUUCGAAGGCACAUUUGGCUAUUUUGCUCCUGAAUACUUCAUGCAUGGGAUAGUUGAUGAGAAAACUGACAUUUAUGCAUUUGGGGUUCUGCUCUUGGAGCUUAUUACGGGACGUCAAGCUUUGGAUGCCUUACAGCAAAACCUUGUCUUAUGGGCUAAGCCUUUGCUUGAUAAAAAUGAUAUUAAAGUGCUUGUUGAUCCUGCAAUUGGCGAGGAUUAUGACCCUGAAGAAAUGGAUCGUAUGGUUUUGACUGCCUCUUUGUGUGUUGAGCAGUCUCCUAUUCUACGUCCUCGAAUGAGUCAGGUUGUAAUACUGCUAAGAGGUGACGAAUACGUUGCAGAGUGUGCAAAGAAAAAUAACAGGCGCUGCCUCCAAAGAACUUACUCUGAAGAGCUCUUGGAUGCACAAGAAUACAACUCUACAAGGUACCUUAACGAUCUGAGUCGUCAUAUGGAGAUUUUGGGUUCUUGAUAGAAAUGUAGUGUAUUUAAGCAACGAUAGCCGUUAUAGUUCCUAUAGGCUCUGACAUUCUCAAAGGGUAUUUCAUGUUUGUUAAUUCUGUGGGAACAAGUGUGCUUUCCAUUGUAGAGCUCAUAUUCACUCUCUUUUUGAAAUCCAUGGAAAACACUGAGAAGUGAAUUAGUUUCUGCCGAAUACCCUAAUGCGCUCCGAGUCUGCUAUCAUUACUGUAUACACCAGAUUUUGGUCAGACUUCAGACUUGAAAGGUUAAAAUAUUUGUUCAGUU